This is a messenger RNA of Hypomesus transpacificus, 3141 nucleotides long. It is a transcript of the gene rps6ka3a, whose product is annotated as ribosomal protein S6 kinase a, polypeptide 3a. The record is from RefSeq and is a predicted model, not a curated record. Bases 257 to 2455 code for a protein of 732 amino acids. Lineage: Eukaryota; Metazoa; Chordata; Actinopteri; Osmeriformes; Osmeridae. Gene Ontology annotation, biological process: intracellular signal transduction; protein phosphorylation. Gene Ontology annotation, molecular function: magnesium ion binding; ATP binding; ribosomal protein S6 kinase activity. The transcript is spliced from 22 exons.
GACAGCGCCAUGUUGAAAGGACGGAAGUGAUUUGCAAUUUUUUGGGGGGUGAAAAGUAUUUGUAUGCAGUUUUAACAAGAUCUACAUUUGUCUACGUUAUAAAAGUAGUAGAUAUCUAAAGUUUCUAUUGCAUUGAAACCUUAUUUCGUGACUUAAUUCUGUUGAGAGUGUGUUCCCCUAUAGUGUUGUUGAAACACUUCGUAUCUCACCCUGGACUUCAGACACUUGAAGAGCGACUUCAACACUUUUGUCCAAGAUGCCAUUGGCACAGCUCGCAGACCCAUGGCAAAAAAUGGCCUUAGGGACCGCUGAAACAGAGGUCAUGGAUGACUCCAUGGGAGACGAUGAUCCAGCAUGUGAUGAGGUGUCGGUGAAGGAGAUCAGCAUUACUCACCUGGUCAAAGAAGGCUCGGAGAAGGCUGACCCACGACAGUUUGAGCUUCGGAAGGUUCUGGGGCAGGGCUCGUUCGGAAAGGUUUUCCUGGUAAGGAAAAUAACAGGUCCAGAUUCGGGCCAGCUGUAUGCUAUGAAAGUGCUUAAAAAAGCCACAUUGAAAGUGCGGGACAGAGUCCGGACAAAGAUGGAGAGAGACAUUCUUGUGGAGGUGAACCAUCCAUUUAUCGUCCGAAUGCACUAUGCAUUUCAGACCGAGGGGAAGCUCUACCUCAUCCUUGACUUCCUCCGUGGUGGAGAUCUGUUCACGCGUCUCUCCAAAGAGGUGAUGUUCACAGAAGAGGAUGUGAAGUUUUACCUAGCAGAACUGGCCCUGGCCCUGGACCACCUGCAUGGUUUGGGAAUAAUCUACAGAGACCUCAAACCAGAGAACAUUCUGCUGGAUGAGGAUGGUCAUAUUAAGCUCACUGACUUUGGCUUGAGCAAAGAGUCCAUCGAUCAUGAGAACAAGGCCUACUCCUUCUGCGGGACAGUGGAGUACAUGGCACCAGAAGUGGUCAACCGGAGAGGACACACCCACAGUGCUGAUUGGUGGUCUUACGGUGUGCUGAUGUUUGAGAUGCUUACAGGAACUCUGCCUUUCCAAGGCAAAGAUCGUAAGGAGACCAUGACAAUGAUCCUCAAAGCCAAACUGGGAAUGCCACAGUUCCUGAGCCAAGAAUCCCAGUCUCUCCUACGCAACCUGUUUAAACGUAACCCCGGAAACCGAUUAGGUGCUGGUCCUGAUGGAGUGGAAGAUAUUAAGAGGCAUUCCUUUUUCUCCACGAUUGAUUGGAACAAAUUGUUUAGGAAAGAACUUCACCCCCCCUUUAAACCCGCAAGUGGGAGACCCGAUGACACGUUGUACUUUGACCAAGAAUUCACCGCCAAGACUCCUCGAGACUCUCCUGGUGUACCUCCAAGUGCCAAUGCCCACCAGCUGUUCCGAGGUUUCAGCUUUGUAGCCAUCAGCUCAGAGGAAGAAAGUCAGCUCACGCAGAGCACCAACAUGACGUCUGUACAGCAACUCCACCGAAACAACACCAUGCAGUUCAGCGACGCGUACGACGUGAAGGAGGACAUCGGUAUCGGCUCGUACUCUGUCUGCAAACGUUGCGUUCAGAAAAGCACCGCUAUGGAGUACGCCGUCAAAAUCAUCAGCAAAACCAAGAGGGACCCCACAGAUGAAAUAGAGAUCCUUCUGCGUUAUGGACAGCACCCAAACAUCAUCACCCUGAAAGAUGUGUAUGACGACGGGCGUUCGGUGUACCUGGUGACAGAGCUGCUGAAGGGUGGCGAGUUGCUGGAUAAGAUUCUCAGGCAAAAGUUUUUCUCAGAGAGAGAAGCCAGCGCCGUUCUUCACACCAUCACCAAAACGGUGGACUACCUGCAUGUGCAAGGGGUGGUUCACCGGGACCUUAAACCCAGUAACAUCUUGUAUGUGGAUGAGUCUGGCAACCCAGAGUCAAUACGCAUCUGUGACUUUGGAUUUGCCAAACAGCUGAGAGCAGAGAACGGGCUCCUGAUGACUCCUUGCUACACUGCUAAUUUUGUGGCCCCUGAGGUGCUCAAGAAACAGGGUUAUGAUCAAGCCUGCGAUAUCUGGAGCCUGGGAGUGCUUCUGUACACCAUGUUAACUGGUUUCACCCCCUUUGCCAACGGACCAGAGGACACCCCAGAGGAGAUCUUGGUUCGUAUUGGCAGUGGGAGGUUCUCUCUGACAGGAGGCUACUGGAACUCUGUCUCGGCAGAAGCCAAGGACCUUGUGUCCAAGAUGCUGCACGUGGACCCCCAUAAAAGGCUCACCUCCGCUCAAGUGCUGAGGCACCCCUGGAUCGUCCAUAAGGACCAGCUCCCCAAAUAUCAGCUCAAUAGACAGGACGCUCCACAUCUGGUCAAGGGCGCAAUGGAAGCCACUUACUCGGCCAUCAACAGGAACGUGACCCCGGCGUUGGAGCCGGUCGGCCGCUCCACAUUAGCACAGCGGAGAGGAGUGAAGAAGCUGACCUCCACGGCCCUCUGACUCCCUCAACAGUGCACCUCCUGACAUGUCAUCUGUAAUGGAUGUCAUAAUAUAACGUGUCAUUAGACCAGUUUGACUAAUUGGUUUGAACCGGGUCAGUAGAACAGUGUGUCAAACCAAAAAAAAAAAUCUAGAAUGAACCGAAUCUUUGCUUUGUACAAUCCUUGCUGCUGACCAAUCAAGAGUUAUGAGCUGAACAGUUUUAUUUUAUGAAAAUGUGAUACAUCUACAAUACUGUGUAUUUUCUACUGUCUGUGUGAACAGAGAUAAAGAAGCACUGUUAGAUCUUUCCCAUUUUUCCUUUCAAACUUGAAACCGUUAGGAGCUCAGGCAUAACUCCGUUAUAUACUUCUUUGAUACACACAAAACUCCUAAACACAAUGUUAUUGGGUCAUUAUUCAAUUACUAAAGGGAAUUAUUUGAAUGAGAGUUUACUUUAUAGCUGUUAUGAUUACUCUCCAGUGGGACUGUCUUAGAAAAUGUAGAAUGUAUUUUUAUAAUAUACAUUACCUAGAUUUUUUCUAUUUUGUGUGUGCAUGAUGCGGACAAUUGAGGGAUGAUUUACUUAGGUGUUAGGGCUGUCCAAGAAGCUGAUGAUUGCUGAGAUGCAAGACAGAACAAACACUGACUUCUGCCUCUUUUGUUGAAAAGUUAUUUGUAUUCAAUAAAUAUCUAAUGAAACGACA